CUUUUAUUCUGAUGGAUGUGGGUGGUGGUGUUGGUGGGCGAUUGUUGUAAGCGGAGGGGAAUCAGUGACUUUUCGAUUUUGGGGACGAGGGGUUAGCUCCCGCAGGCUGUGGCUUGUGUCGGAAACAAAACGCUGUCUCCACCUUUAGGGACAGAUGAUGCUGAAUGGGUUUGAUCGUUGCGCAUGUGCGUUUGACUCCCAGCUGUGGAUUUGUUGUUAGAAGCAAAGUCUACAGACUCUAAAAAUCAUUUCCUGAACGUUUAUACUGUCACUUAUUCUGUUUAGUUUUUUAUCCAACUUUAACUUUCUGUGUGGGUCUAAAAGUUUGCAAGCAGCCACUUUCUCGCUUCUGCAUCACGCUCUCUCUCAGUAUGAAGUGUGGAAAUAAUCAUCAAGUGCUCCCAUUAACAUGUUCCCACAGAAAAAUCCCCAUCAGCCUGGAAAUAGUAAAUAUGUACUUGGUAUUGGCUCAUAUGGGCACCCUGUGUAUGUGUGUGUGUGUGUGGCUCUCUCUGUGUGUGUCGGGGGCAGGCAGACUCCGCCCCUUUAUGCUAAUUAAGGUCUCCCAUUGGCGUGUCGCUGGGAAAAAGGCCGGCUCUGAUUGGCCAAGUCGAACCCAUUUAUACGCUGACAGCCCCCGGUCGCAUGAAUGGUUGUCUAUUAACUUGUUUCACAAACUAUCCGGAGUUGUCACGGCUCGGCUCGGGCGGACAGAGGCGAAAAAGUGCGGGUUUGUUGACGCUCGUUUUCGGAGAAGCGACGGGAGAAGUUUUGUGGACACAACAUUAGCGGGGAGCUGUUUUGGAAGAAGGCUCUCUCUCUGCGCGCUGAGAGGGAGAGAGAGGAAAAGAGAGCGAGUGUCUGUGUGUGUGUGCGUGAGCCUGUGUGUGCGUGUCUCUGUGUGUGUGCGUGUGUGUGUGUAUAUGUGUGUAUGUGUGUGUGUGUGGAGAGAAGCGGCUUGAUGCUUGUUGUUUUUGUCCAGAGAAAAGUUGCAUAGAAAAAUCCCGGCAGGUAACUUUUCGCUGCAGCCCUGCGCUCUCCUCACUGUCCGCUCCUCUGGCUGCUGGAGUUUUUCUCUUGGCUUCUUUGUUUUUUGACAUUUUUUUUUUCUGGGAUUCAACUUUUUUGAAAUCUGUUCCCGAUGUAUAACAUGAUGGAGACUGAACUGAAGCCCCCAGCUCCCCAGACCAACACGGGGGGCACGGGCAACACCAACACGUCCGGCACCGGCAACAACCAGAAAAACAGCCCCGAGCGGGUCAAGAGACCCAUGAACGCCUUCAUGGUGUGGUCCCGGGGACAGAGGAGGAAGAUGGCGCAAGAAAACCCCAAAAUGCACAACUCGGAGAUAAGCAAGAGGCUGGGCGCAGAGUGGAAACUCCUGUCGGAGAGCGAGAAAAGACCCUUCAUCGACGAAGCCAAGAGACUGCGGGCCCUGCACAUGAAGGAGCACCCGGAUUACAAAUACCGGCCCCGGCGGAAAACCAAGACCCUCAUGAAGAAGGACAAGUACACCUUGCCCGGUGGGCUGCUGGCUCCGGGAGGCAACGGGAUGGGGACCGGGGUCGGUGUCGGGGUCGGGGCCGGGCUGGGCGGCGGAGUGAACCAGCGCAUGGACAGCUACGCCGCGCACAUGAACGGCUGGACGAACGGCUACGGCAUGAUGCAGGACCAGCUGGGUUACCAGCACCCGGGGCUGAACGCGCACAACCCGAGCCAGAUGCAGUCCAUGCACCGCUACGACAUGAGCGCCCUGCAGUACAACUCCAUGACUAGCUCCCAGAGCUACAUGAACGGCUCCCCGACAUACUCCAUGUCCUACUCCCAGCAAACCACGCCGGGGAUGACCGCCCUGGGCUCCAUGGGGCCCUCCUCGGUGGUGAAGUCCGAGUCGAGCAGCUCCAGCCCGCCCGUCGUCACCUCGUCAUCCCACCGGGCCGCCCCGGGCUGCCAAAGCGGCGAUCUGAGAGACAUGAUCAGCAUGUACCUGCCCGGGGCGGAGGUCAGCGAACCGACCGCCCAGACCAGGCUACACAUGUCCGGGCACUACCAGAGCACCGUGCCCGGGACGACGAUCAACGGCACGCUGCCGUUAACACACAUGUAAGAGACAUGAAAGCGAAAAAGAGAAGGAGAGAGAGAGAAAGAACUUUUAUAAGAGAAACUGUGGACUACUUAACGUUGGACUAUUUUUGUACAGAAAAAUUUCGGGGUGGGAAAAGUUGUAUAGAAGUCUCCAAGAAAAAGAAAAAAGGGACACACGACUCUUUUUAUUUUGUCUUUUUUUGUCUCACAUUUUAUUCUAAGGAAGCUCUAGAGGGACGGUAGGAGAUCCCCCACCACCGCCACAGCCACCAUCCCCACCCCCCUUUCACUGACGGAUGAAGUUUGGAAGACUAUAGAAAGUGGGAGUCGCAAUCAAAAAAAUGUUUUAUUAUUGCAAUCACCCUUUUGUACAGUAUUUAUCAAAGAAACAUUACAAUCAGACGAAAAUUGUUUGUUAAACUGCAAAAGGUUGCAUAUUUCUUUUUCUAUUUCUCUUUUUUUCUUCGAUUUGUUUCAUUUUUUCCUGUUUUAUAUAAAGCAACGCCAGUUCUGCAGAUAAAAAUAUUAAAAAAAACAAAAAAAGUGAAAGAUAGCAGAGCUGAAAUUCUUAUGGGAGCUCAUUUAACACUUCACAACACUGGAAAGAAAAAGGGGACAUGAAACGAAGCAGGUAAAACUGCUCUUUUUUGUUGUUGUUGUUGUUGUUGUUUUCAUUUUUAAAGGCAGCAUUACUAAACAUUUUAUUUCUUGGAAAAAAAAUUAUAUAUAUAUUAAAAAAAACGACGCCUUUUUUGUUUUUUUUUCCUCUCAUGCAGCUUAAAAUAUAGGUUCUUAAUUUAUAUUUCCGUCUCCCACUUUUCAUCUGUUAGAGGUAUAUGACGCUUGUACUUUUUUUUUUUUUUUUCUAAUUGAUUUGUACAAUUUCUGUAUAUUUCCUGUGAUAUUUUAAGUUUUUAUUUCAAGAAGAAGAAAAAUUGUUUUGGUUUUUUUUUCAUUCCCGUAGUUGUAUUUUAAGAAUUGUGGCCUGUACGCAGAACAGCCAACCACUCCAUGUAUAUAUACCGGAACUAAUACCAUCCUUAUAACAGUUACAAUUUCAGCUGAGUAUAUAUUUUUUUUUCAAUAUGCAGUUUGAAAUGAAUAAAUUUUGGAAAUUUGGAUACUU
This is a messenger RNA of Oreochromis niloticus (Nile tilapia), 3211 nucleotides long. It is a transcript of the gene sox2, whose product is annotated as SRY-box transcription factor 2. Gene Ontology annotation, biological process: positive regulation of transcription by RNA polymerase II; brain development; negative regulation of transcription by RNA polymerase II. Gene Ontology annotation, cellular component: nucleus. Gene Ontology annotation, molecular function: RNA polymerase II cis-regulatory region sequence-specific DNA binding; DNA-binding transcription activator activity, RNA polymerase II-specific. The record is from RefSeq and is a predicted model, not a curated record. Lineage: Eukaryota; Metazoa; Chordata; Actinopteri; Cichliformes; Cichlidae.